CAAACGGCACGGUCGGAUGGAAAGCAUGCAACACGGCGGAGCCGCAAAAGAUGACUCGGGCCCGGCGCCGCCGAGUAUCGAGUCGAUGCUCUUCUCUGUAGAGGUUUCCCAAAGCGGCCCUGCUUCGUACAAAGCAGCCGCCGUUCCACCGGGGCACGGAUCGCAUCACAUUACGUUCGACAUCACAAUCUCGUUCGGUUUUCUCACGACGUGGACCGUGCAGCACCGGUACUCGAAAGUGCGGACGUUUGCCAAGGCAUUGCGGUCCAUUCUCCACGCCUCGUCGUCGUCGCGAUGCACCGAGAUCUCGGACAAAUUGGUUGCUAUCGUGAAUGCCGGGUUGCCUUCGUCGCAUCGGUUCCUGCAUCUGCUGCAAUCCCGACCGAGGUUCAUCGCGACCCGCGCCAUGGCCUUACAGUCGUACAUUGAGGGUCUUCUCAAUACCCACGCCCGAUGCAUCAUGCAGUGUGGUGCCAACGCUGGCUCGGAUUUUGCACGACCGAUGUGCUACCUUGUCCAGCAAAUUCAGACAUUCCUCGGCAUGGACAAAGAACCUUCCAUUCUGCAAAACAUUGGCGGGUACAUCCGUCCUGCAGCGCAUCAAGCUCCUCCUGGGAUCGACGUCGACUCCAUCACUCCAUCUAUCACGUCAGCCUCCAAAGCCACACAAGUGCCGUGACAAUCGUGUGCUAGACUAGGUUUGACCACAAAUACUACCUACCACACCAUGCCAUACUUCAUGG
Aphanomyces invadans is the source of this 743-nucleotide messenger RNA. RefSeq lists its product as hypothetical. The record is from RefSeq and is a predicted model, not a curated record. The transcript has a single exon. The coding region runs from base 17 to 679 and encodes 220 amino acids. Lineage: Eukaryota; Oomycota; Saprolegniomycetes; Saprolegniales; Verrucalvaceae. Gene Ontology annotation, molecular function: phosphatidylinositol binding.